AUGGCUGACUCUGGAUAUUUAGUAAAUCGUACCAAGGAUGGUUCGGAAGCAUGUUACUACGUAAAUCAAACUGGUGGCAAUUAUUUCCAAAGUACAAGUGCUUUGACGACGUCCCUCCCUCUCUUUGUCCUCCAACUAUCGGUUGUCCUGUUCACCACUCGCCUUCUCCUCUUGAUCCUCAGGCCUCUGCGACAACCCAGCAUAGUUGCUCUUAUAAUUGCUGGGGUGUUGCUUGGCCCAUCAGCACUUGGAACUACCCCAUUGUUUUUCGAUCACGUCCUUCCUUUCAAGGCUAUCAAGGUGUUGGAAACAUUUGCAAACUUGGCACUCGUUUACUACAUGUUCCUAUUUGGGUUAGAAAUGGACCUAAAACCCAUCAUGAACAGUGGAUCGGAGGCUAUUCGCAUCGCCAUUUCUGGAAUUCUGAUUCCACUUGGCUUUGGGUUUGGCUUAUUUUAUCUAUUACAACUGCUUGAUAGUAAUGCAAAGGAAAUCAGCAGCUUUAAGGGCUCCAUAUUCUGGGCUAUUACUCUCACUGCUACCAACUUCCCUGACGUUACUCAAGUUCUCACAGACCUCAAGCUCCUUCGCACCGAUAUGGGAAGAUUGGCCAUGUCUUCAGCUGUUAGCAGUGACUUCUUUACUUGGAUUCUUCUUGUGGUUGCAAUGGCAUUGCUCAAUGCUCGCCCAUAUUAUGUUUUGCCAUCUAUCCUUGCUUUCGUUUUACUCUGUGGUUUUGUGAUCCGUCCGGUAAUCUCAAAGAUAGCUAACCAUGCUGUCAAAGGAGACGACUUCACUGAGCAACAUAUAUGGUUUGUUUUGGGUUGGAUUGUGUUUUUCGGAUUCAUCACUGAUGCUUUUGGUUUGCAUUCUAUGGUUGGUAGUUUCAUGUUAGGAGUUAUUAUGCCUCGUCGAGAUGUUAUCAGAAUGAAACUAAUGGAAAGGCUUGAUGAUUUUGUCUCUGGGAUUAUGAUGCCCCUCUUCUUCUUAACCUCAGGGAUCCGAACUGAUGCUGGUUUUAUGCUGAAAGAAACUCCAUGGUAUGCAAUAUUUAUAAUCAUAUUCCUUAGUUUUGGAGCAAAGAUACUGAGCACAUUGCUCGUCUUUCUGCUCCACAACAAGCCAAUGGAGGAUGGUUUUGCUCUUGGAGUAAUAAUGAACACUAAAGGAGUUAUGUCGAUCAUUAUCAUUAAUGCCGGACGGAAUAUUAAGGUUCUAAACAACCAAACAUUUACCAUAAUGGUGUUUUCCGCCUUGGCCAUGACUUGUUUGGUGGAGCCAAUAGUGGCUGCCACAUAUAAGCCUAGAAAAAAAUUGCUUAGAUACAAGCACAGGACAGUUGAGAGUGUACUGGCAAAUGGGGUAGAAUUUAAAAUCCUUGCAUGUGUUCUUUCAAAUCGUGAUGCACCUUGCAUGAUUAGCCUCCUUGAAGCCUCUAAUGCCGGCCCAGACUUCCCUAUCUGUGUCAUCGCCGUCCACUUGGUAGAGCUCACUGGACGGAACACAGCGAUGCUAAUUGUUCAUGACCACUCCACGACAAGCAUGAGCAAUCCUAUCCGAGCAAAAUCAGAAUCGGACCAAAUUAUCUUUGCUUUUAAAUCAUACGAGAAGAGAAACGGAGCUGUGUCGGUUCAAACAAUCACUGCAAUUUCACCUUAUGAGAAUAUGCAUGAGGAUAUUUGCAGCCUUGCAUUGGACAAGCGAGUUUCCCUCAUCAUCAUACCAUUCCAAACAGUCUUAACUGCAGACGGCCGAGUAGAGGAUGCAAAAUCGACUUUUCCAGCUAUGAACCAAUGUGUGCUGGAAAACGCAACGUGUUCUGUGGGUCUACUGGUUGAUCGUGGACUCGGUUCCAUCAUGCAAACAGGUCCCGCAAGGAACAGUUCUAGCUCAAAAGGGCACCGAAUUGCUAUGAUCUUCAUUGGUGGCCCUGAUGACAGGGAGGCAUUGGCUUAUGCGUGGCGAAUGGCAGGGCAUCCUGGCAUAAGUUUAACGGUGCUUCGAUUUCUUCCAGGUAGAAUAGCAGCACAAUCCACUCCAGAACACAGCUUAAACAGUCAUGAUGAGUUAUUCAGUUCCAUGACGAUUGAGGAGCGGGAAAAGAGGCUUGAUGAUGAUUAUACAUAUGAGUUUAUGUUCAAGACUCUUGAUGAUGAGUCCAUUACUUACACAGAGAAAGUGGUGAAUAAUGGGGAUGAAACUCUUGCGGAAAUUAGACGAAAUGAUGCAGAUUUUGAUCUCUAUAUAGUUGGAAGAGGGGAGAAAACACGAUCAGUGCUCACAUCAGGGUUAUCAGACUGGAAUAGCUGUCAGGAAUUGGGAACCAUGGGGGAUACACUGGCUUCAUCAAAUUUCGCGUCGCAUGCAUCAGUUCUUGUGGUGCAACAAUACGUACCCAAAAAUUAUAUAGCAAACCCUCAUGGAUUUUCAGCAAAUCUUGGCUCAAAAACUUGGCGACCACUAAUGGUUGGUGACCAGGUUCCCUUUGGCAAUACUACUAGCAUUUCACACCAUUAUGUUUAUGACCAAGACGAAGAUGAUGACGAUGAUUACGAUUACGAUUACGAUUACGAUUACGAUCGUAAAUAA
This is a messenger RNA of Populus nigra (black poplar), 2589 nucleotides long. RefSeq names its product cation/H(+) antiporter 15-like. The transcript is spliced from 3 exons. The record is from RefSeq and is a predicted model, not a curated record. NCBI's taxonomy places the organism in Eukaryota, Viridiplantae, Streptophyta, Magnoliopsida, Malpighiales, Salicaceae. Gene Ontology annotation, biological process: proton transmembrane transport; regulation of pH. Bases 1 to 2589 code for a protein of 862 amino acids. Gene Ontology annotation, molecular function: antiporter activity. Gene Ontology annotation, cellular component: endomembrane system; membrane.